This is a messenger RNA of Cricetulus griseus (Chinese hamster), 3667 nucleotides long. The record is from RefSeq and is a predicted model, not a curated record. Lineage: Eukaryota; Metazoa; Chordata; Mammalia; Rodentia; Cricetidae.
GCUCCUUUAAGCGUCCACUGGCUGCCGAGCGGCCGCAGUCUCAGCUCUGGGCAUCUGAGGAGCCCCAGCGGCUUCGCCCAGGGAUCCGCGCGGGAGCCUGCGGUCUGGAUCCCAUCUCUUCUGUGCUAUCGCACCCUUGAAGUUUUGCAGCACCAGGAGAAGAGGACAAGGAAGAAGGAGAGGGGAAGCGAAAGCAUAAUCUAAAACAUCUACCUAAAGGAGAAAAGAAGAGGGGCGCAGAAAUGGCUGGGGCAAUUAUAGAAAACAUGAGCACCAAGAAGCUCUGCAUUGUUGGAGGGAUUCUGCUGGUUUUUCAAAUCGUUGCCUUUCUGGUGGGAGGCUUGAUCGGCUUCCCGGAGCACUUCUGGAAUUAGCAUAUUUUCUGGAACCUCACUAUUGCACAGAGGAGAUCCAAGAGCCCCGAAAGUGUCUACUGGAUAGUAGAAUGACCAGAGUUAGAGAAGUUGUUCAAACCAGAGUUUGUCUGAACUCCAGCACCAACCACAGCAGUGCCAUACAUGUCAGUAAAAUGUGUGGAUGUCCGUAAGAAUCACCAUAAAACAAGAUGGCUGGUGCCUUGGGGACCCAACAAGUGUGACAAGAUCCGAGACAUUGAAGAAGCAAUUCCAAGGGAAAUUGAAGCCAACGACAUUGUGUUUUCCGUACACAUUCCCCUCCCUUCUAUGGAGAUGAGCCCAUGGUUCCAGUUUAUGCUGUUUAUCCUGCAGUUAGACAUUGCUUUCAAGCUGAACAACCAAAUCAGAGAAAAUGCAGAAGUUUCCAUGGAUGUUUCCCUGGGUUACCGUGAUGAUAUGUUUUCUGAAUGGACUGAAAUGGCCCAUGAAAGAGUACCACGCAAACUCAAAUGUACUUUUACAUCCCCCAAGACUCUAGAGCAUGAAGGUCGUCAUUAUGAAUGUGAUGUCCUUCCUUUCAUGGAAAUUGGGUCAGUGGCUCAUAAGUAUUAUCUUCUAAAUAUCCGGCUACCAGUGAAUGAGAAGAAGAAAAUCAAUGUUGGGAUUGGGGAGAUAAAGGAUAUUCGAUUGGUGGGAAUCCACCAAAAUGGAGGCUUCACUAAAGUGUGGUUUGCUAUGAAGACCUUCCUCACACCCAGUAUCUUCAUCAUUAUGGUGUGGUAUUGGAGGAGGAUCUCCAUGAUGUCCAGACCCCCAGUGCUACUGGAAAAAGUCAUUUUUGCCCUUGGGAUUUCCAUGACCUUUAUCAAUAUCCCUGUGGAAUGGUUUUCCAUUGGAUUUGACUGGACCUGGAUGCUGUUAUUUGGCGACAUCCGACAGGGCAUUUUCUAUGCAAUGCUUCUUUCUUUCUGGAUCAUCUUCUGUGGCGAGCACAUGAUGGAUCAACAUGAACGUAAUCGCAUUUCAGGGUAUUGGAAGCAAGUUGGACCAAUUGCUGUUGGCUCUUUCUGCCUCUUCAUAUUUGACAUGUGUGAAAGAGGAGUGCAACUCACAAAUCCUUUCUACAGUAUUUGGACUACAGAUGUUGGAACAGAACUGGCUAUGGCUUUCAUCAUUGUGGCCGGGAUCUGCCUCUGCCUCUAUUUUCUGUUUCUGUGCUUCAUGGUAUUUCAGGUAUUUCGAAACAUCAGUGGAAAGCAAUCUAGUCUCCCAGCCAUGAGCAAAGUCCGGAGGCUGCACUAUGAGGGUCUGAUUUUUAGGUUCAAGUUCCUCAUGCUUAUCACCUUGGCCUGUGCUGCCAUGACUGUUAUCUUCUUCAUUGUUAGUCAGGUGACAGAAGGCCAUUGGAAAUGGGGUGGUGUCACAGUUCAAGUGAACAGUGCUUUCUUCACUGGCAUCUAUGGAAUGUGGAACCUGUAUGUCUUUGCUUUGAUGUUCUUGUAUGCGCCAUCCCAUAAGAACUAUGGGGAAGACCAGUCUAAUGGUGAUCUGGGUGUCCACAGCGGGGAAGAACUGCAGCUCACCACCACAAUCACCCAUGUGGAUGGACCAACUGAGAUCUACAAGUUGACCCGUAAAGAAGCACAGGAAUAAGAUUCUAUGGCACUGCACUGGGCUGCAAUUCUCUCUCUAUCCAGCCUCUUCCCUAGAGUGGGGAGCUGACUUAUACAGAAAACUUAGUGAAAGGUGAAUGCCUAGUGCUUCUUAUAUAUGGUUUCUUAGACCAAUGGAUGAACAUUUGUCUAACCUCAGACAGUGGCUUUUGCAAGACUUCUGCCACUAAUAUAUCAUGUAUGAUAACAAAAACUGGUAUGACAUAUUUUCUGUGAUCAUUGUUAGUGACAUAGCAACAUCUGUAGCAAGUGGGUUAGUAACCCUCACAUGGAUGGUUAUACUCUUUGGGAUGGUUUGGGCCAAUAGGGUCUAUAUUGAGUAGAUUGUGACUUUUUUUUCCUGUUUUAGAUUCUGGAAUAUGUUUAAACAUUGUUUUCAGUCCAACAUUUGCUUAUGUCAUAGACCUUUCACCCUCCUCCAUGGGCACUUUUUUUAUUAUUAUUUAUAACACACAAGUAGCCAACUGAGUUAUUAUUUAAGUUGUCAGUACAAAUCUGUCCAUUUUUUUAGUGGCUUACUACAAAAUAACCAAAUUUCAUGAAAAAUUAUAUCCUGCCAGAGGGAUUUCAGCUUUGAAACCAAAUCUGUGUAUCUGAUACUAAUAUGUCUGUUAGAUGUGGAUUUUGAGAAAUAUUUGCUAAACUACCCAAGUAGGAUUUCUGCUAUUAAAUGGCCUCUGGGUCCUAAAAGCUUUUUUAACUUCUUGCUUAAAAUGUGUUUUCUUUUGAUAAAAUUAUUCAAACAACUUCCAAAACUGUAAAUCCAACCAUUUGAAUAGAAUGAAUGUAAAUAUGUACUCCUUACUGCCCCAACCAUGCUCAGACAUGGAGAUUUAAGCUUGCCUUGAUCAUGGAGUGGCUUGGUGCUGGCAGAAAUAGCCUGACUAUCUAUUCCGGGAGGUAAAGCAAUACCUUCUGCAGCAGGCAUUAAGCCUUUCUAGGCCAACAAGGAAUAUGUGAGGUAUCAGAUGCUUUAGACUCUCAUGCACACAGAUCUCAAUCCCAUACCCCCUAAUAACUUGUGACAUUGUUUUUGUUUGUUGUUUGUUUGUACUUUUAUAAUGCUACAUAGCAUAGAAGAUAGAACAUUGAAUCCUGAAUUUAGAAGGUAGUUUCCUAUCAAAGGCCGGUCAUUCACUAGUUGUGUGACUUGCUCAAGCUAUCUGACAUGGCUAUUUUCUCAUCUAGAUACCAGCAUUCAUAAAAUGUGUGUUCAGAGUCACCAUGAAAAAUAAUUAAUGUACAUGGAAAUGCUUCAUCAGUUAAACAUUCAUAUAAAUGGAUUCACUUUGAAGUCUAACAACAAUUUCAUGAGAGUCUCAUUUUUUAGAUUCUGCUGACUGAAAUGGAGUUUGUGGUAUAUUCUUCUUAAAUUCAUCUACCUUGCAAAUCCCACCCUGCCUUUUUCCUAACUUUGGCUAGGAAACAGAGAAAACAGUUUGGCUAGUAACAGAGAAAACAGUUGUUUUUUUUUUUUUUUUUCUGUUGUUUUUAUGCCUUUUCCUAACCUGGUAAAUGUUGGAUAGGUAUGUGGUCCAUUGUACCUAACAUUUACUUACUAAUCUUACACUCAAGUAUAAAGAAUUAAAUGUACUGUGUUCCUGUGUUUCUAGUAGUGAAGAUAAACUUCAAGCACUA